This is a messenger RNA of Nycticebus coucang (slow loris), 1181 nucleotides long. It is a transcript of the gene TMEM74, whose product is annotated as transmembrane protein 74. The record is from RefSeq and is a predicted model, not a curated record. Bases 1 to 894 code for a protein of 297 amino acids. NCBI's taxonomy places the organism in Eukaryota, Metazoa, Chordata, Mammalia, Primates, Lorisidae. The transcript has a single exon.
AUGGAGCUCCACUGCCUUGCAGAGAAGAGCAACCAGACAGGCCUGUGCGCUGCCGUGGUCUGGAGCCAGGCAUAUGCAGCAGCCUCCAGAGCUGCCCUCCACUGCCAAAGACACUGUAGGUCUACACCCAGAGCAGCUGACAUGGAAGGGUCUAAACUCAGUCCUCCAGCAUCCCCCUGCCCCUCUCUGAGAGACAGUGCUGUCCAGCCAGACCCCUUCCCGCCAGGGCCUCUCCUCUCAGGGAACAGCCAACUCACAGUGGAACGGAAAGUCUGCAACUGCUGCAGCCAGGAAUUAGAAACUUCUUUUACCUAUGUGGAUGAGAAUGUCAACUUGGAGCAGCAGAACCAGAGUUCUCCUUCAGGAAAAGGGCAUGAUCACCCUACAGACCUUGGCUGGGAAAAUCCAAAUGAGUGGUCCCAAGACGCUGCCAUAUCCCUGAUAUCUGAAGAGGAAGAUGAUACCAGUUCAGAAGCCACCUCUUCAGGGAAGUCCGUGGAUUAUGGUUUCAUCAGUGCCGUCUUGUUCCUGGUCACUGGCAUCCUGCUGGUGAUCAUCUCUUACAUUGUGCCACGGGAAGUGACCGUGGAUCCCAACACGGUGGCCGCACGGGAGAUGGAGCGCCUGGAGAAGGAGAGCGCGAGGCUGGGGGCUCACCUGGACCGCUGCGUGAUUGCUGGGCUCUGCCUUCUCACUCUGGGAGGGGUGGUCCUGUCCUGUUUGCUAAUGAUGUCUAUGUGGAAGGGGGAGCUCUAUCGUAGGAACAGAUUUGCCUCUUCCAAAGAGUCCGCAAAACUCUAUGGUUCUUUCAACUUCAGGAUGAAAACCAGCACUAAUGAAAACACCGUGGAACUGUCCUUGGUAGAGGAAGAUGCUCUUGCUGUACAGAGUUAACUCUGGCUGUGAGCUUCCUGACGGUCUGCCUUGGUGUUUUCUAUGAGAAAAUUGUUAAUUUAUUAAAAGUUACCAGUGCAAUUUAUAUGCCUGGCAAGGAAAGUUUAUUUCACAAACCAGUAGCCAGUGAGUGUUUUUGUUUUCUGAGUAUCUUCUGUUUAGAAGAAAAGCCACAUAAGAUGCAUAAGAAACCACAGCCAGCCACACCUGUCCUUCUAAAGAGCUCAACACUAAUUAAUCUGCAAUGCCCAUGAGCUUCUACUUAUAUAGCAGAAGAUUUCUAAUGA